AUGGGCAGCCGCAGCACCCGGCCCAGGUCCCCACAGCGCCGGUCCAGCGGGGCGGACAGAGCAGACCAAAGGUGGUGGGGACCCUCUCCUUCCACCGCCCCCGAGCUCGGCCCUAUGACCGUGAUGGGGCAGAGCUGUCUCCUCCACGACCGUAGAGGCAGUGUGAGGAUACUGCCCAGGGACGAAAGUAUGGACCACUCAUGGAGCAUGGAGGUAGACACCAGGGUCUCGGGGAGCAUUCUGAGCCACCGCCGUGACAGUUCCCACACCACACCGAUACAACGAGCCCUGCGAUCACUCAGCAUCCCACUGGAGAGGCUGCAUGUUAUGAAGGGCCACAUGAUGGAGGACAUGUGCAAGGGGCUGAGCCGCCAGACACAUGCACAGGCCAAAGUGAGGAUGCUGCCCACCUACAUCUGCUCCACUCCCAAUGGCACUGAGAAGGGCAACUUUCUGGUGGUGGAGCUGUGCCAGAACCAGGUUCGGAUCCUGUUGGUGACGCUCUACGGAGAUGGAAACAUGAGCCCCCACAUGAUGUACAAGAUCUUUGACAUGCCAGAGGGCAUCAUGCAGGGCGAGGGGGAAGCGCUCUUUGACUUCAUUGCACAAUGCGUGUCCCACUUCCUGGCUGAGACCAUCAGCUCUGAGAGCAGAGAGAUCACAAACCUGCCCUUGGGCUUUGUGUUCCCCUUCAGCUGCCGGCAGACGCAGCUGGACAAGGCAGAACUCCUCUCCUGGUCCAAGGGCUUCAGCUGCAGUGGCGUGGUGGGGAAGGACGUGGUGCAGCUGCUGCAGUCAGCCAUCAAUAAACAGGAGAUGGGGGCCAGUGGAACAGAUAGCAAUUGGCUGUCCUCGUGGAGGGGCUGGAAAUCCUCUCAAUUUGCUCCUGGCCAGCUCUGCCACGUGGAGGUCGUUGCUGUGAUGAAUGACACUGUGGGCACCAUGAUGACCUGCAGCAUGGAGGGGAGACCCUGUGAGGUCGCCAUGGUUGCAGACAAGGGCUCCAACUGUUGCUUUAUGGCCGAAGCAUACCUGGUGGAAAUAACAGAUGAGACCAGCGGGCGGAUGUGUGUCAACACUGAAUGGGGCUGCUUUGGGGAUGAUGGCAUCCUGAAUGACAUCUUCACUCCCUAUGAUGAACAUGUGGAUGAGGAAUCUUCCAGCCCUGGGGAGAAGAGGUUUGAGAAGAUGGUGGGCAGCCUGUACCUGGGGGAGAUUGUCCGGCACGCACUGAUUGCCCUGACUGCUGAGAAAGCCCUCUUCACUGGCACCGAUAUUUCUGUCCUGAAGGAGAAAGGAGUGUUCACAAUGCACCAUGUUCUGGAUAUCAUCAACAAUGAGGACGGCAUAACUGAAGUGAAGAGGAUUCUGGAGGCUCUGGGGCUGCAGCCAAGUGAGCGAGAUUGCGGCCGGGUGCAGCAGAUCUGCCGGGCAGUGAUGGGGCGUGCUGCCACACUCCAUGCCACUGGGCUGGCUGCCAUCCUCAGCUACAUGUGCCAGACCCGGGAGAUGGAGACACUGAUGGUCAAUGUGGGGGUGGAAGGAGAAUUGUACUCGGGCUACCCCAGGUUUGAGGAGAUCCUGCUGAGUGUGUCAAGGCUGCUGGCCCCUGAGUGCAUGGCGACCUUCCUGCCCUCGAGAGAUGGCUCUGGGCGGGGGGCAGCCAUGGUGACAGCAGUGGCUUUGCGCCUGGCAGCCCAGCGCCGUGAGGUGAACGAGGUGCUGGCCCCGCUACGGCUCUCCCAUGCUGACCUGGAGAAAGUCCAGGCACUGAUGAGGGAGGAGAUGGAACGGGGCCUGUGCAAGGAGACCAAUCCCACUGCCUCUGUUCGCAUGCUACCCACCUACGUUUCUCACACACCCGAUGGCACCGAGAGAGGCGACUUUCUAGCACUGGACCUAGGGGGGACCAAUUUUCGUGUGCUGGUGGUGCGUGUGACAGAGGAGGGCAUCAGCAUGGCCAGCGAGAUCUACGUCAUCCCAGUUGCCAUCAUGCAGGGCACUGGGGAGAUGCUCUUUGACCACAUCAUCGACUGCAUCAUAGACUUCCAGAUGAAGCAAAACCUGGUGACACAGAUGCUGCCCCUCGGCUUCACCUUCUCCUUCCCCUGCCAGCAAGUGGGCCUGGAUAAGGCAUUGCUGCUGACCUGGACCAAAGGCUUCAGUGCCUCAGGCUGCGUGGGACAGGAUGUUGUCCAGCUGCUGCGGGACGCUGCCCAGCGCAAACAGCACUUAGGGAUGCAUGUGGUGGCUCUGGUCAAUGACACAGUGGGAACCAUGAUAGCCUGUGGUUAUGAUGACACCAAAUGUGAAAUCGGCCUCAUUGUGGGGACAGGGACCAAUGCCUGUUACAUGGAGGAGAUGAGGAACGUGGGCACUGUGGAGGGGGACCAGGGCCGCAUGUGCAUCAACAUGGAGUGGGGGGCCUUUGGGGACAACGGCUGCCUAGACCACAUCUUCACGCACUUCGACAAGGUGGUGGAUGAAACCACCAUCAACCCGGGCAAGCAGAGGUUUGAGAAACUCAUCAGUGGCAUGUACCUGGGCGAGAUUGUGCGUCAGAUCCUGAUGGUAAUGGUAGAGAGACAGCUCUUGUUCCAAGGCAGACCCUGUCCCAAACUUCAGACCAGGAACAUCUUCCAGACCAAGUUCCUCUCUACCAUUGAGCUCAAUGGGCUGGCCCUGGGGCAGAUAAGGGCCAUCCUGAACGAACUGGAGCUCGAUGCCAGCUUUGAGGACAGCAUGCUGAUGCGAGAAGUGUGCCAGGCUGUGUCCCUGCGGGCAGCCCAGCUCUGCGCUGCUGGCUUGGCUGCUGUGGUGGAGAAGAUGCGGGAGAACCGGGGCCUUGACCAACUGGCUGUCACUGUUGGGGUGGAUGGCACUUUGUACAAGCUGCACCCAUGCUUCUCUGACAACCUCCAGAAGACACUGAAGGACCUGGCACCCAACUGCAAUGUGACCUUCCUGCUAUCAGAAGAUGGCUCGGGGAAAGGGGCCGCGCUUGUGGCAGCUGUGGCCGAUCGUGCUGCCAACGCCAUGCAAUAA
This is a messenger RNA of Cinclus cinclus, 3045 nucleotides long. It is a transcript of the gene HK3, whose product is annotated as hexokinase 3. Gene Ontology annotation, cellular component: cytosol; mitochondrion. Gene Ontology annotation, molecular function: ATP binding; glucokinase activity; mannokinase activity. The record is from RefSeq and is a predicted model, not a curated record. Bases 1 to 3045 code for a protein of 1014 amino acids. NCBI's taxonomy places the organism in Eukaryota, Metazoa, Chordata, Aves, Passeriformes, Cinclidae. The transcript is spliced from 19 exons. Gene Ontology annotation, biological process: glucose 6-phosphate metabolic process; glycolytic process; intracellular glucose homeostasis.